Molecule: messenger RNA, 7307 nt
Organism: Pristis pectinata (smalltooth sawfish)
Lineage: Eukaryota; Metazoa; Chordata; Chondrichthyes; Rhinopristiformes; Pristidae
Gene: tmem11
Product: transmembrane protein 11
Exons: 2
Coding region: 235-810 (191 amino acids)
Biological process (GO): inner mitochondrial membrane organization
Cellular component (GO): mitochondrial inner membrane
Source: RefSeq, a predicted model, not a curated record
GCCCCUUGCAGAGUACGGACGGCGACCCGUAGUUAUGUCCUUGCCUCUGAUUUGGCUCUGGACGUUGUGCCACGAACUGGAGCCUUGACGUGAGCGUUGCAUGUUGGGAGUUGUAGUCCAAUCGUCGGCGCAGCGCAGGCGAUCCACUGCGCGGGAGACUACAUUACCCGGCGGGCCGUGCGCUGCAGCCCGGCAGGGAGGAGGGGGGGUGAGGGAGAAAAAUUCCUUCCCUGGAUGCUCGUCAAGAUGGCGACUUGUGGACGGAGGCGCGGUGUCACAGGGAUUAGGGAAAGGGCGCCACUAAAUUCAACAGACUGCUACAUUGUCCGUGAAAUUUACAAUGGAGAGAAUGCACAGGAGCAAUUUGAAUAUGAGCUGGAGCAAGCCCUGGAGACCCAAUACAAGUAUAUUAUUAUUGAGCCUACCCGCAUUGGAGAUGAGACAGCACGGUGGAUCACAGUUGGGAAUUGCUUGCACAAAACGUCUGUUAUUGCGGGAUCUGUCUGCCUGUUAACCCCAAUAGCACUGGCUUCGGAAUACACCCGCUACGUAACCCUGCCUAUUGGGGCCAUCAGUGUGGCCUGUGCAGCGCUCUAUGGCAUUUCUUGGCAAUUUGAUCCCUGUUGCAAGUACCAAGUGGAAUAUGACACCUGCAAACUCUCCCAGUUACCCCUGAAUACACUUACGUCAUCCACGCCCGUGGUUCUGGUUAGAAAAGAUGAUAUUUACAGGAAAAGACUCCAUAACACAAUAGCACUGGCGGCCUUGAUGUACUGCGUUAAGAAAAUCUGUGAGAUCUGUGCAGUAUGAUUGGGACAAAUGGAACAGUUGCAUACUGUUACAUAUAACAUUGUGGUCAGUGGAGACUACAGGAGCAAGGUCUCCAAUAGAUUUUCAGAAGUAUCUCCCUUUGUGCACUGAUACUUCCAGUCCACAUGAUAAUUCUUGCCCACCCCAAUGAUUUUGAUCCUCUGUUAAAAGACCAGUAUAUACUUGACAUUUGUAUGAGAAAUCCAAUAUAUGCAGAACUACUGAUAUGUUUCAGGUGAUGAGUAGGCAACUGAUCCUCUCAAUUACUUUCAUAUUCCAUGCAAUUCCAAAACAUAGAAUUAUCUGGCUUGAAUGAAGUAUUUUGAGUUGCAUUCAUGACAUCUUGCAGCAUAGAAUUUCCAGACAGGUCCUGAUUAUCAGUCAAACAUUUAUAUUUCAAAAUUUUAGUAGUGGCUUUUUCCAUUUGUGGUACAGGAACUUUAUUGGGAUUGUAAAGUAAAAUAUGACCUUCAGAUAUAAUCCUUUGGUGAUGGAAUGCAGCACUUGAAAUUAAUUUAAUCUGAUAUUGCUACAGUUUCAUUAUUAAAGGAGGGACAAGUAGGUUUGCAACUGAAAUUGUCACUAGAAAUUGCAGUUGAAAAGGCAAUAGAAUGAAUUUAAUUUGCAAAUCUACAGUGACUUGGCUCGUGUGAAUUUACCUGUCGUUUGCCUUUCAAAAUAAUUGGAUCACUGCCAUAUAUUCAGGUGUGUUUAAAAAAAAUUUAAAUGGUCAUAGAAAAACCCCUUAUGUUCAAAAGUGGGAUUUUAAUUUUGCCAGUUCACUCAGUGUUUUUCUUUGUUUUUGUAGAAAAUGGUCCCUGCUUUCUUCACAAACAAAAUUCCAUUUUGCUGCCACUAUUCCCGACCUCUGCUAUAGUUGGAAUCCAUUGGCAUUAGAAUCUCAUUAAACAAUAUUGAGUUGGCAUGACAUGUUGUUUGAGUUCCAAAUUGUAUCCAAGGAAGCUUUGAAGUAAAAACUUGGUCUGCAGUGCACAUAUUACCUGCUACUAGUUUCCCUGCAAACAAGUUGUAUUGUAAUGGACAGACUUUUUGUUAAAUAUGGCAAUAAAAGGGAACAUUUUGGAUACAAUCACAAUUUUGCCAAAAUUCCUAACUUUGACUUUGGUGAUAUUUCCAGUCUGACUCAUUGGUCAGUAUUUACUGCAUGUUUGAGUAUUUUAUUUUCAUUCUUCAUGGUAUUAUUACAUGGGAAGCAACAUUGAAUUAUGAAGAUACAAUGUGGAGGAUUGGAGAGGCCCUUGAUUGGUUUUGGGAUGUACUAACAUUUUAGGAUUACAAUGCAGUUAAACAAAUUUACACUUAUUUUCCUUGGCUUGCAUUGUGGAAAUGGUAUUUAUAUGAUGCAGUGAUGAACUUUGUGUGUAUGGUGGGGCAAAGAGUGGGUUUAUGAACAUGACACACUUCAGGCAUAAGGAUGUUGGGAAUGUUAUGCAAAUUAUAUUUUAAGAAAAGGUAAUUUUUUUGAAAACUUUAUAGAUAACUUGUAUCUUGGACAUUCUUAGACAAUCCAAUAAAGAAUGAAAAAUGACGUUGAAAGUGAUAAAUGAUGUGUAAAUGACAUAGUUAACAUUCAGUUCCAGAGGAGAGGUUUGUACUGGUUAAUGUGGAGCUUCCGUGAAAUACAAUAGCUUGAACUUUCGAUGUACUUGAUGGUAGCUGGCAUUGUGCUGGUGAAUAUAUGAAAAAGAGUUCAUUUCACCUUCCUAUAUUGCUGUGAAUCCACUUCUGCUCAGGAAAGUAGCAUUUUAUGCUGAGCAGGUAUUUCAGUGUUGGCUUAGUUUACAUUUUCCCAACAAAUGAGUCAAAAAUUUUCUUAACGCAUAUGUCAAAUGCAGUCUGCAAUGCUUGACACUGAAUUGCAAAAGUUGAUGCAACAGAUUAUUUUGAUGUAUCAAGUUUGAAGAGGCAUAUUCUACCGCAGUGGUAGUCACAGUUAUGUAACUGUGGAAUCGUGCCCACAAUUGCCAUUUAAUCAAAAGAUCCACAACAUUAUGCACUCUGCCUUGUGCAACACACACAUAGCCAAAUUGCCUCAUUUUCAGUGCAAUAAAAACUAAAUUUAGCCAACUUAUUUAUCACAGAUAUUUCAUUACCUGGCUGUCAGUUUGAUAAAAUGACUCUCUCUCUAAGACACAAGCUCAAUGAAGUUGGAUUCCAUGCUUGAAACAAUAAUUCAAAGGCAUUCUUGUGUGUUGGAGAGUAAUCUGCAAUAGCCCAAUUCAAACAACCUAAUUGUUGCAUAUUAAGCAGAUACAUUUUCCUCCAACUUUGACUAAAAAGAAAUUGUGUUCCCAUCCCUCUCUUGAAAGAUAUGUAUUUAUCUUCACACUUCCAUUUCUUUGUUGCUCUCACCAUUGCUUCAUCGGGCACCCACAGCAGGACAUGCUAACAUCCACAAGAGGAAUGCACAUGAUUGUUCAAAGAAUUCUAAUUAAAUUUGAACUGGUAUCCUGAAGCAACGUUUACUUGAAAAAAAGUAUAAUUGCUAUACUGUAGCAUUAUACAAUUCCAUAAUUAAAUGCUGAAAUUAGAGGUGCUGAAGAGCUGCAUGCGGCUUGAGAGCUGUUCUGUAGAAAUUGACAUCAUUCCAUUGCAAAGAGACCUUGGGUUAGCCUGUGCAGCAACACUGUAAUCUGACAACCUUAAGAAUGCCACAAUCAUUUCAUUUCCCACUCACCACACUCCUGCCCCCUCGCUUCACCUGCCUCUCCCUGAUUUCUCUAUGAAAAUUUCCUCUGGCAUAAAUCUAAAUAGUAAAUUACUCUUCCCUUCCAUAAUGGCUCUUUUAUAUAAAACAUCAUGUGAAUUAAAUUGUACAUUGCUUUGUCUUAAGGACAAUGUGACCAUUUUGAACUAUAGCACAAGCUAAAGUGACGUUAAACAUCUUUAUACCAUUUCAACAGAAUAUGCUUCUCUUACAGAUCUUGUCAGUUUCAUUUUCUUCCAUAAUAAAUGCAGAAAACACUCAGCAGGUCAGGCAGCAACUGUGGGAAGAGAAACAGUUAAUGUUUCAGGUCUGAGAUGGUAACUCUUUCUCUUGCCACAGAUAUUGCCUGACCUGUGUGUUUCCAGCAUAUUCUGUUUUGAAUUUAGGUUUCCAGCAUCUACAGUUUUUUUUGAAUUUUCAUCUUCUUUCAGAUGAAUUCUCUAUCACCCUUCUUUCCCCCCACCCCCACCCCCACCCCAGUUCUCCUGCUCACCCAACCAAUAUUAUUUCAAUAAUAAUUUCAGGUGUUCAACAUUAAGGUAAUCAGCUUUUUGUGUUUUUAUUUGUAUCUUGAACAGGAAAGUGUGCAUUCAUUGUUCAUCAGACAAUGAAAGCAUUAUUAGUCAGCUGCCACAGAAUACAUUUUAAGUGUAAAUUUAAAUGUAGGAGUUGCAUGAAUUGUAUCUGAUCGUUGGCAGAAGUAAGGGAUGGGUAUGUUGACAGCUCAGUGUUUCCCACAUCAAAACACUUCCCAUAAAUACUUCCGUUCAUAUUCAGAGUAUUUUUAUUUCCUUUGGAAAACAUUUCGAUUUGAAAACAAAAGUUAGUGGUAUUGAUUUCAAAUCAGUUGCUCAUUCAAGGGGCUGAUGUCUUUAUGAUAAAAGCUCAUGACAAAUGUCUUUCAGGAUACAAUGAUGUGACCUUGGAUUGACGCACAUCAUUACGGUUUGUGCGUGCCAUCAUGGUGAAAAUGAUUUAUGGCUCCUUUGUCGCCUGAGGAAGUAUGAAAUGACUGUGCCCCAUGGGCAAUUUCAUAUUCUUUCCUAUGUUCUGAAAUACUAUUUUGGUAUUUUGUUAAAGUGUGCGUCUGCCAAAUUAGUAGAUUAAAUAGGCAUGUUAAGAAUUGCAUUUCUUAGUGUUAAAUGGUUUGAAUUACAUACUGUAAAUAAACUUGUUAGUGAGCAAAUCAAAUGUGUUGCUGUCAAAAGAAGGCAAAUUUGUUUUUGUCCUAUUGCAAUACAAGCACAGUUUUUAAGAUUUAGUACACAGUUAAUGCACAUGGGUGAUAUCCAUGAUUGACAUUAGGGUCCUUCGAGGAUCAUUGAUUUGCAAAGAAUUAGGGCAGCACCAACUUACAGAUAACUUCAGACUGUGGCAUUAUUGUUACCUAAUCCCAAAGAUGUAUUUCAAGUUACUGAAUACAUUGAUAAAUUACCAGGCAGAAAAUGGCUGGCUCCUUUUAGGUAGUCCCUUUGGAUUGAGGGUGACUUGCUUCCUCUGCAAUCCAGUCAGUUCUAAGGUUGGUGAUGAAGCCAUGGGUUGGACAGGCAGUACUUGAAGUGGCAGGUGGGUUGGUAAUAUGCAAAAUGGCACACUCCUUCCACUGUUUUUUCUGGACUUCUGUGCACUACUGACAGAGAUGCUCAGGACUUCUGUGUCUUCCUGGAUGUUUGUGCCAUAUUGAGUCAUGAUAGGCCAGUGAUUCUCAACAUACAGUAUGUAUGUUGCACUUUCAAGGAGGCUUUAAGAAUAUUCUUGAAUCAUUAUCUCCAUCCAGGAGCUUUGAGUGUUUGUGUUGGGAGAAUGGAGUCAAGCAUAGAAUGAUACAGUCUGCCCAUUGGAUAUCCACUUAGUGCUGGGGAUGUUGGCCUGGGAGAACAUGUUGACGUUGGUUCAAUUAUCCUGCUAGUGGAUUUGGAGGAUUUUGCUGAGAUAGUCGUGCUACAUCUCCCCUACUUGGAGGUGUCUGUGUUUCAGAUGUGUGUGAGCAGGGGUGGGGUUGAAAGAGCAAAUCACAGCUCUCCAGUCGACAGUGGACUGGGUUUCAAGUCUUGAUCUUUGCUUUUUUCCUUAAAUGGCCAAAGGCUGUGUGGGUGUUCUUGAAGGUGAAUAUUAAUUGCAUUGGUCUAGCUUUAUUGAGAGGUGGCUCCUAAGAUAUGGGAAUGCUCAGUUUCCUGGAUCUCAUCAUGGACCUUCUAUUAUGGAGUGCUAUUGUGAAUUAAGGCACAUUGUUAGAGGGCUUUGUAGCAAUUGUGUUAAUCCCAGUCAUGGCCCAAUCCUGUAACAAUGUGGACCUUGUAGAUAGACUGGGAACAGCACGUUUCCACGUUCCUAUUAAUGUGCCAAACGCAGUGCAUUUUCCAAAGCACCAAGGCCACAAUAAGAAACUUAUGUGUACUACUUUGGCUGAAUUUCAAGGCAGGGUAAACGGCUGGGCAUUCUGACCUAUUUUAUUAACCCUGUACUAAAUUUGCUGAGUGAAUGCAAUCUGAGUUGAUCAGACUACAGAUCAAUGAAUGUGAAAAACCAUUCUGAGAAUUUACAGAUUCUGUGACAUCUUUUUCUAUAUAGCAUUAACUACAGUGUUUUGGGUCCUUUUGAAAGCUUUAAUAAUAAUUUUUAAAUAAUUGCAGAAGAGUAAAGCUUGGAUAUAGUCAACCACAAUCAGCAACCAUACCUGAUGGUCUCCAAUUCAAGGUGAUUUUGAAAUCAUUCUAUCCCUAUCCACUCACUACUAUUAAUGCAGCACUUGAUAAAAUAGCUCUUCACAUUCUUGUAUCAUCAAACAUUGAAUAUGAGCACAAGUUGUCCUAUGCUGAUCAAAUUCCUUUACAAGCUGACACUGUGGCAUAUCAGUAAUAUUGCCAAUUAGCACUAAACAAUAGAUUUGCAUCUGCCUUUCCCUUUUUGAUUGGGAAGUUUUGCAGUCACUGCUCUUUAAUUUUAAUAUGUGGUUAAUUGAUAGAUUGGUGUUGUGAACCUUGUAAACAUUUCUUGCCUUGAACCAAGUAAACCCUUUUUGCCCUCCUGCUGAAAUAAAUCAUUGGCUGUAUGAUACAACAGGGGAUCCUUCAGUGAGAUCUACAUAAUGGCACUAUGGUGUUUUUCAAAUAGUUACUGAGUUGGCAAAUAAUGAGAUAUCUUUUGGGACCACCACAACUUUUGUAAGAUGAACAAUGCCCCCCCUUCUGAAACUGAACCUCUUACAAAAUGUUCACUUUGUGUAAUCUACAAAAAUGUAAAAUGAAAUCACUUUCUCCCUAUUCUAUGAUGCCUUGUAAGUGUACAGAUUCCUAUGUGCUGCCAUAUUCAUCAAGAAGAAAAAACAAAGUACUGGAAAUUACUAAAGUAUAAUCAGAAUAUUGAAAUGGUUGCAGCCCAAAACAUGAAUAUGCUUUUAAUGCUGAUGGACAGUAGGUAUUUUCAGCUGCAUUCUCCAGCUUGUAACUUUGAUCCUUUAAAAAUGUUCCAGAGGACCACCUUUUUUUUUCCUUUGCAUUCUUUUUACAAGAUAGUAAUGAGUUGAUUUCUCAGCUAUUGAUUUAUAAAAUGAUAAAUAUGUAAACUAUGACAGAAAUUAACUGGGAAGAAAGAAACAAAUGUGUUGUACAUGCAAUCCACACAAACACACUUGCUGGUUUUGUAAUGUGGUGUCCCUUUUUUAUAGCUGAGAUUGACUGACUAAGCAGAAACUUGCUACAAAGGACCUAAUCUGAACACAUCAGCUACUCACUGGGUAAACUUUGAGCUACUGAGCCCUUCAUAAAAU